AUGAACUCCCUCUCCACAAGCGCCUUCAGUCCAGUUGCCUUCUCCCUGGGGCUGCUCCUGGUGAUGGCUACUGCUCUCCCUACCCCGGGACACCUGGGAAGAGAUUCCAAAGAUGAGGCCACCUCAAAUAGACCACCACUCAUCUCUGCAGACAAAAUGGAAAUCAUUAAAUACAUCCUCGGCAGAAUCUCUGCACUGAAAAAGGAGAUGUGUGACAAGUAUAACAAGUGUGAAGACAGCAAGGAGGCACUGGCAGAAAAUAACUUACAUCUUCCAAAACUGGCAGAAAAGGACGGAUGCUUCCAAUCUGGGUUCAAUCAGGACACCUGCCUGACAAGAAUCGCUACCGGUCUUCUGGAGUUUCAGGUACACCUGAAAUACCUCCAGGCCAACUAUGAAGGUGAUAAGGAAAAUGCCAACUCUGUGUACUUCAGUACCAAAGUCCUGCUCCAGAUGCUGAUGGAAAAGGUAAAGAAUCAGGAUGAAGUGACCACCCCCGACCCCACCACAGACACCGGCCUGCAGGCUAUCCUGAAGUCGCAGGACAAGUGGCUGAAGCAAACAACAAUUCACCUCAUCCUGCGGAACCUUGAGGAUUUCCUGCAGUUCAGCCUGAGGGCUGUGCGGGUCAUGUAG
Messenger RNA from Ailuropoda melanoleuca (giant panda), 636 nucleotides. It is a transcript of the gene IL6, whose product is annotated as interleukin 6. Gene Ontology annotation, molecular function: interleukin-6 receptor binding; cytokine activity. Gene Ontology annotation, biological process: positive regulation of receptor signaling pathway via JAK-STAT; immune response; cell differentiation. NCBI's taxonomy places the organism in Eukaryota, Metazoa, Chordata, Mammalia, Carnivora, Ursidae. The record is from RefSeq and is marked provisional. Gene Ontology annotation, cellular component: extracellular region; interleukin-6 receptor complex.